Molecule: messenger RNA, 1614 nt
Organism: Komagataella phaffii GS115
Lineage: Eukaryota; Fungi; Ascomycota; Pichiomycetes; Pichiales; Pichiaceae
Product: Subunit of the membrane-associated retromer complex essential for endosome-to-Golgi retrograde prote
Exons: 2
Coding region: 1-1614 (537 amino acids)
Biological process (GO): retrograde transport, endosome to Golgi; intracellular protein transport
Cellular component (GO): retromer, tubulation complex; endosome
Molecular function (GO): phosphatidylinositol-3-phosphate binding
Source: RefSeq, a predicted model, not a curated record
AUGAGCACUACCGUCCCAUAUGAUCCAGAAGAUUUUGACAAUAAUCCAUUUAGCGAGCAGGUCAUAAAGACUGUAGAUGCAGGAAAGCAGCCUAAGUAUGCAAACCCCCAAGGGGGGCAAGGGCAUUCGUCAGUCACCGCUCCACUUCGACUACCUACUGACUCCAACCAAGAGCCUAGCUAUCACAUCACUACCAACGUAGAAAACGAGUUGGUUAUGCCAACAGAAACUGAGAUUCGUCGGUUUAUUCCUGAAAGGUUCAACCAGAAUCGUAGAAGUAUCUGCCUUGUGAUAACAGAUAUAGAGAAGAACGGCACUGAUUCAUCUGCCUUUAAAAAUCCGGAUAUUCGAAGGACCUACAAGGAACUAGAGAGUUUUGCCAAGUACCUGAAUAUCAACAAUAUUGAAGUGUUUGUUCCCGGAUUACCUAGCAUACCAACUCUUUAUAAUAUGGGAAGCCCUGAAUUCAAAUCAUCCGUUUCUAAGUUAUUGCAAGAGUGGAUGGAUAGAAUCACCAAGAAUCCCAUCCUGAUAAAAGAUCAUGAUUUCGUACUGUUCUUGGAGACCAACGACUUCUCUUACUCACCAACCAAGACAAUGAGUCAAAGUAUCGUUGCCACUGGGUUGAGAAGGAAAACUCUCAAGCAAUUAGCACCACCUUUUGAUGCAUGUCGAAGACUAGCUGAGUUCAGGCCUUUAGUCAAAUCUUUGUAUAUCGUAUCACAAAAACUUGUGUCCCUCUUGGAAAGAAUAGGGAAGUUGGAUAAGAACAUGAACGGCUUGUACUCAAUCUUCUAUAGGCAGCUACGUGAACUAUCAAUGGUCGAAGUGGAAGAAGACAUGCCAAGACUAUGGACAAAAUUAGAAAAAGUCAUGCAACUUUUCAAUGAGUUAGACUUGAUGAAACGUCUUAGUUACAACUCUGCAUUGAAUGAAUGCCUACUCCUUGUUAUUCGUGACUCAUUUACUAUCAAAGAGUCGCUGACAAAUAGGCAUUUGUUGAUGAGGGAACUUUCUCAGGCGAAGGAUUCUGCAAGGAAAAAAUUUGAGCAGGUGCAAAAGUUGAAGUCCAAGCCAAUCAUUGACACUUUGAAAGCGGACGAAGCGUCACAAUCAUUGGAGGCUGUUGUUGCUCUUGAAAAGGAACUAGAAUUCAAGGUGGAUCGCUUGACUUACAACAUGUUAAUUGAGUCUGAAGAAUACCUUAAUUACUUCACAGAAACCGUAAGAGCAUUGUUUCGAACACUAGCAUAUCAGCAAAUCCAGUUUGAACGUAAGAAACUUGCACUAUUAGCUAAUGCCAAACUAAUCGACGUUUCUCAUUCAUUGCAUAGGCUGGGCAGAGAAUCCUUGCCUUUGAGAAAAGAUCCUAAUCGAAUAGAGGCUUGGUCUGGUGGGUCUUCCUCUAGAAAUUCCACAGCUGAUGCUUCUUUUGAACGCGAUAUGCAAGAAUAUGAAACUUAUCUUGAUAAUGAUUUUGAUACUGUGCUCCCGGUGCUGAAUCCUUCAGCGCAGUCUUCAAAGAAAAAAGUUAGCACCCAGUCUGCAGGUAACAAUCUCACUGAGUUUAAUGCGAAGAAUGCUGCUAAUCUGCUCGGUGGCACGACAUUUUGA